Bacillus rossius redtenbacheri is the source of this 19510-nucleotide messenger RNA. It is a transcript of the gene babo, whose product is annotated as TGF-beta receptor type-1. Gene Ontology annotation, cellular component: activin receptor complex; plasma membrane. The coding region runs from base 174 to 1706 and encodes 510 amino acids. Lineage: Eukaryota; Metazoa; Arthropoda; Insecta; Phasmatodea; Bacillidae. The record is from RefSeq and is a predicted model, not a curated record. Gene Ontology annotation, biological process: cellular response to growth factor stimulus; activin receptor signaling pathway; nervous system development. Gene Ontology annotation, molecular function: activin receptor activity, type I; ATP binding; activin binding. The transcript has 9 exons.
GUCAUGAUUGGCUGUGGUCGUUUUGGUGAGUGGGGGUUGCGUGGAUUUCAAUGGUAGAAUUGCGUGUUUUCGGCUUUUACAUUUUUUAGGCGAAACUAGAAUUUUUACUGUAGCAUGUAGCGUUUUAGGAGUCUCAUGAGUUUUGUCAUUUGAAAUACAUUUCUCCUGGUGAUAUGUCUUCCUACGUUCCCGCUAUUGUGACGGUAUUAUUUGCUUGUCUUCAAACAACAGCUGUAAAUGGUCUCUUGCUGUGCCACUGUGAUAUCUGCCCUGGCAACAGGUGCGAGACAGACGGCAUGUGCUUCACGACCACCUCGCUCAUGCCCAAUGGCGUGAAGAUGCACUCGUACAGGUGCCUGGACAAAAUGCUAAUGAACCCGCCCGAAAAUCCAAUCUUAUGCCAUUCGGCCAAUCCGGUGAACGACACUUUUGUCGUUUGGUGUUGUAAGGACCGUGACAUGUGCAAUAAAGAUUUGAGUCCUCAGUUAGCGGAUAGACGGUUACGUGGAGAGAAAAACAGCUCGCAGAGCAUGGAGCCCAGCACGGACGUCAUGAUGAUCGUUUUGUACGUGGUGGUCGCCCUGGGGCUGAUGACGGUGGCGGUGGUGGCGGCAAUGUGGCUGCGCAAGCGCAACAAGAUGUCCCUGCCCCUGCACGGGUGCGCGGAGGACUCCAUCGACGCGCCUGACCACCCGAUACUGGGAGGGGUCUCCCUCCGGGACAUGAUCGAGAUGACCACCAGUGGCUCCGGAUCAGGGUUGCCUCUGCUCGUGCAGCGGAGUAUUGCAAGACAGAUUCAGCUGGUGGAAAUAAUUGGCAAGGGGCGGUUUGGGGAAGUGUGGCGUGGUCGCUGGAGAGGAGAAAACGUUGCAGUGAAAAUAUUCUCCUCUCGCGAGGAGCGGUCGUGGUUCCGAGAGGCAGAGAUCUACCAGACCGUCAUGCUGCGGCACGAAAACAUUCUCGGCUUCAUAGCAGCGGACAACAAAGACAACGGGACGUGGACUCAGCUGUGGCUGGUAACGGACUACCACGAGAACGGCUCGCUGUUCGACUACCUAAGCAGGAGCACCGUUGAGAUUGCCGGCAUGAUCCGCAUGGCUCUGUCGAUCGCCACCGGCCUCGCGCACCUUCACAUGGAGAUUGUGGGGACACAGGGUCAGUGUAAGCCAGCGAUAGCGCACCGUGACCUCAAGUCGAAGAACAUCCUGGUGAAGCUGAACGGGACGUGUGCCAUCGGGGACCUGGGGCUGGCUGUCCGGCACGACGUAGCCACAGACACUGUGGACAUCCCCCUGAACAACCGGGUCGGCACCAAGCGCUACAUGGCCCCAGAGGUUCUCGAAGAGGCGAUCAACAUAAACCACUUUGACUCCUUCAAGAGGGCAGACGUGUACGCGCUGGGGCUGAUAUUCUGGGAGAUCGCGCGGAGGUGCAACGUGGGAGGCAUCCACGACGAGUACCAGCUGCCCUUCUAUGACAUGGUGCCGUCCGACCCGACCAUAGAGGAGAUGAGGAAGGUCGUGUGCAUCGACCGGCAGCGCCCGUCGAUACCCAAUCGCUGGCAGUCCAUAGAGGUGCUACACUCCAUGUCGAAGGUGAUGAAGGAGUGCUGGUACCAUAACGCGGCAGCCCGGCUGACGGCGCUCCGCAUCAAGAAGACGCUCGCCAACCUCGGCGCAUCGGAGGACUUGAAGCUCAGGCUCUGAAGUGAAUCCAGUCGCAGCUUUGCCCAGCUGCCAACUACCUGAUCGCAAAGCCAUUUACCUGAAGUUUACGAGUAUUGUACUGAUUUUGUGUACAACGCCCCGUUUUUUUUUUUUUUUUGUGAUGUACAGUGAAAGGCGCAGCUCAUUGUGUUGUUAGAUAUGGACUAUUCUUUCACUAGUCAUGGUGUUUUUUUGUGUUGGAAAGUUUGUUGGUGCCGUAUUUCAUCGCACGAUCAUCACACAUUGUAGAGUCUUACACAGCGCAAAAAUAACAUUUUCACAGACAUUUUGCAGUUCUUUUUAAAACUUUUUGAUAGAAUGCACAGAUUGUCGGAUUAUGUUUGAAAUAUUACAUAUUAACAUUUGAAAAUCUUGAACAUAGUUUCUACUGAGUAGCAAAAGUCACUAACACUAGCAUCUCAAAAAAUCUCUAAUUGUAGGGAAAGUUUGAAAGCCCAAAAAAAUUACUGAAUAUUUUAAAACUUAAAUUUUACUGAAAUAUAUUUUAUACGGUUGGAACUUAAUGUUAAGACUUUUCUCGUUAUGAACUUCAGUGUAGUACUUAGUAGAAGUACUGUUUGGAAUACAAUGCUUUUCAAGACAAGUUUGUAAAAUUUUUUUGUCAAUCAGUGGUGCAUAUAGAACAAUUGGUAGCUAUUUUCUACAUAUUACUCUAUUUACAAUCACAAACAGGCUCUGUAAGGUAAAGAAAAAGAAACGUUUUUUUAAAUAUGUAUUUGCAACCCAUUCCAUUAGAUAUAAUUUAUUAUUGUCACUUUUGACAAUUCCAUAGAUAGCUAAAAGUUUCUUUUACAAAAUUUUGUUCACUGCCAAGAUCAGAGAGUCAGUGUCAAAACAUUGUAAUGGGCAUUAAUUAGAUAGUUUUUGACGUGUUAGUUGUUACGUAUCUUGCUUGUGUUAUCAGGCAGCUGUUUUAGAAACUGGUAAUCGUACACUUCUGUAGGAUGUCAGUUUGUGGUUAUCUCUGAAUAAACUAUUACUAUUAACUAGGGAUGGAUAGAGCUUUGAAAACAUAAAGUCAAAUAAAUAUAUUUUUAGUUAAUUUUGAUAUUAGUAAUUUUUUUAGUUUUAUCGAUACUACUACCUCAUUUAUGAAACUAAUCUUCAUUUCAGCAUAUGUGCAUAUUAAAAAUGAGAAAAACAAUUUUGAUUAAAAAUAUAUCUGUGGCGUGUUUAGAACAUGCUUACAUUUACUAGUCUUUGGUAAAGUCGUCCAAUGUUUUUUGUGACAUUUUGACAUUUAAAAUUCAUUUUUAAUUUUUACUUUACAUUAGCUUUUAUAGGAAAAUUUUUUACUCAUUUUGUUUAGAAUUUUAGUAUAAAACAAAUUUUUAAUUGAAAUUAAAUUUGUAUCAUAAUUUUUUUUUGACAAUAUUUACUUUGCUGUGCUUCAUUUAACAUUGCUAUUGAUCACGUGAGAAAACACUAGUAAUGCAGAAAGUCAAAGCUUAUUAGCCUCAUGUUGACGGAUGUACUGGACGUGCUGUGACCUGUGGGAUCUGGGAGACUGUUUGGUACAGUUGCAGUGACUUCGUGUUGCAACAUACUUUAAAGUACCAUGUUUAUGGGUAGCACAUUUGUGGCCCUACCCCCGUCUUUUUUUUUUUAGAAAAAAUUAGGGUGAACCCUUUAAAAAAUUUUUUCUCCAAAUGAAAAAAAUAAUAUUGCACUGUAUGGAUGAAUGCAUGCAUGGAUAAUUAGCUGGUUAAGUUUUUUUUGAUAAAUAUAACCUCAAAUUAAAACUCUGUUAAGAGGAUUUUCAAGGGACUGUCAUCAAAAAAAUGUUUUAGGUUCGAAAACUUCUUAUAAUGGAAAAGGAAAAUGUUUUCUCCUUAGUUAGUUAAAAGGAUACACGAAUAAAGUGACAGAUGGUAACAUUUUCUUAUCAUAACUAGCCUCUAAACAUGUAAAACAACAAAUAGUUUUAAUUGAUAAUUGAAAACAUUAAUUAAACUUGUAUAUAUGGUUAAAUGAAAACAAAGUAAAAAUACAAAUUAAAGUGGUUUUUAAAAAAUUUUCUGAAAGAGAAUUUACACAUAGAAAAUAUAUUCUAAUUUUGCAUUUAUCCCACGUUUGGUUGAUACCAUAUUACUAGUAAAUAGAAACUGCAAAACAAAAAUAUAUUUAUUACCAACUUAAAAUAUAUUGACAACGAAAACUGUGGCCUGAAUGUGUGACGUAACCAACGUAGCGUACCCAAAACCCAUGUCUAUCGUCAUCGUAGUACGUACAUACUAACCAUAAAAGAUGAUGGGCUAUCAAAUAUAGUUUACUUGGCACCAGACAGCGUGCGCUGCAUGCGAUCGGCUAGCUAUCGAUAUCUGACUACGUGCGUGCCUCUCUAUACAUGCAUCACUGUAACCAAACAUGAUGCCAACCAGUGCUGGAUACAUUUUCAUGUGCGCUACACAGCGGCGACAGAACAGAUAAAGGUUAUAAUGCUUUAAAACGUGUUUGAAAAAGAAUUUAAACAUCGGACAAUUUUAUAUUUCUGUUAAUUAAAUCAUUAAAUGGCGAUAACUUAUUGAAUAAAGGAUUGUAACUUAAAAAAAAAAACAUUUUUUUAUACAGUAAAUGAAGUUUUUUGGGUAAAUUCGUAAAUGGGAAAUAAUAACGUACAUCUUGGGGAGAAAAUGGCAGGACCAAAACAUUUGAUCAUAUUAGACAGGAUAUCGUAUUGUGCGGGAAAGUCUUGAAUGAGUUUUACUGUUAGGUACAGUAGAAUCCUGGCUAAUGCUGGAUAUUCAAUAUAUCGAAGGUAAAUAAUGUUCGUAGUUAUGUGUCUGUUGGCACCCUUGUCUUGAUGGAAAAAAAAUUACAAAUCCUUCCAUUCCUUGCCAUUCUAAUGUGUUUUAUCAGAUGUUCGUACAUAGUCCUAUAAUAUUUGCUAACUAAUCUGCAAUGACAAGAGUUAAAAACAAAGUGUUUUCUAUUGCUGAUAAAGAGUUUACUUUAUUUCAUCAUCUUCGGCACAAAUCGUGAAUCAUUUCACAGAAAUGUGACAGUGUGUCUUUAAAGACAAAUAAAAUAGAAGCUGGAAGCAUGACAAAGUUGAAAAAAUUGUUUGCUUGGUUAAUAAAAUUCGAGAAUCGAGGUAUCAAUCAGUUUUAAAUUAAAUUUUUUUUAUAUAGCUUGCAGAAUCAAUUGGUAAAAAGUUCAAACACUGACAAGUGCUAAAUUUAUAUUGCUUGCUUAUAAUGUUUUUUUUUUCCCUAAUGCCCCCUUGAAGAACAUUAUAACAGUGUUCUACUGUAUAUUUUUUCAUUCAAAUAUCCCAGCAGUGUGUGUAAAGCAUCAGUAAUUGCGCCUAUAUGUUAUAUUACGUUUGCCGCCCGCCCUCUCGACCGGCCGGCAUCGGGCAAGUGACAUGUUUGGUGUCUAUCUGCUGCACUGGCGUUUAGCUGGAGAAGGAGAUAAUCUAGAAGUAAACCAACCAGAGUUUGUGUGUGUGCAUUUCAAGAGUGUGUGUGACCCAAUCUGUAGCAGUGUUGUUGGUCCCCCUUUGCUUGCCCAUCACUGUAAAUGCCCUUGAACUGGCAGCCUAUCGUGACAGGUUUUUAUGACCUAACUGUACCCCAAAACAAUGUUUCUUUGUGAGAAAUUUCAACCGCAACAUUCCAUGACAAAUCUGCAGCUAUCGUUGGUGUUUUGAAGUGCAACUUUCAUAUUCUUCCAGCCCACGCAUAAGUUUCUUGCUGACUAAUGGUACAUGCUAGUUUUUGUAAGUGGGACUGACAAGAAAGAGUAGCGUGCUGCCUUUCCUCUCUAGGGGAAGGGGAUGGGUAAAAAAUUAGAAUACAAUAGGUUUGUGGGAAACAUUGUUAUAAAAUUUGUCUUUUUUUAAAUUAUAUAGUGUGGAAAUAGGAGGAGUCAAGAGUAGGGGGAGGAAGAAGUGAGUUCAGGAUGGCCACCUCACCCCAUUCCAUAAAGUAGUACCGAAAGUAAAUGAAGAAUGACAGAGGGUUAACACCAAUGCCAUAUUUCUUACGUGCUAAUAAACUGAGGACGGAACACAGAGUCCUCACUUGUAUCUAUGAAAUUCUACUGUAGAGGAAUAACUGUAUAUGGUGUAACCCAUAUUCAAGGGUGAAGUUUAUGGUAAAAAUGUUAGACUUUCAUGACAAAAAAUUACAGGUGCUACCCAUACGCAGGAGUGACCCCUCUGUGAGUAUAUACAGUACUUUGAACUGAACUGUUACUGAAUGUAAAACUUCUUGUUGGAAUCUGAAAAUAUGACUUUUAAAUGAGAAAUCCUUUUAACUUUUUUAACUUUAAAGUAAGGUUAUGUACUUUGCAAUGGCAUUUCAUUGUACAUGCAUUAAUACAUUCUUUUUACAAUUUUUAAAUCGGGCAUUUUUACCAGCGAAUAUUGUGAUGAAAAUUUUUUUUAACAUUAAUGAAACUCAAUGUAGGUAAGUACGAUGAUGUGGUGAUUGUGCGAAGAAAUAAGGUACUUUUCUGUCCCCAUUUUUUUAAUUAUAUGUUUUAAGUAUGAAUAUGAAACAUUCGUAAAAAUAUUCAUGGAGUAUUAACAGUAGCUACAGUUAGAGAUGCAACAACGCUUGCAUAUUACAAUAGUGAGCAUACAUUUUUAAAAAAUACCUGUGUGUAUUUUCUAACGUCACGUGGACUUGCGUUUAAGUACAACUUUUUUAACGAAAUUAUAUUUGUGGCAGAUGAAUGAUGAAAAGAAGUUGUCAGAUAUCCACAUGUUGUCCCCUUUGAUAAAGUAGUUUAAUCCUAGCCAGAGAGCUGAAAGUUUUAUUCUCGAUAGAGGUGGCUCUGCGAAUGUGGAAACUCAAAAUGCACGGGGUAGUCAACUUCAAAGUAAUAGUCAGCUCAAACACACACAAGACACUGAUUCCAUCCUCUCAUUACGUAAUGCUCUCAAGUAGAUUUUACAAUGCUUGAGUUACGUACUUGUUACCUAAUUUUUGUGUCAUGUUUACGUUUGUGUUUGACAUUUUUUUUUCCAGCAAAGUGAAUGUGCUCUUAGUAUAUAAGAAAUAUAAUUUUUUUACACUUACUUAUUUAGACAGUGAUCAUAUAUAAUGUGAGUUAGUCCAUAUUACCUCAAAUAUGCAAUAAGUCAUCAACUGCCAUUCUUGCCAAGACUGAGUGCUAACAAAAAGUAGGUAGUAAUUUUCAAUUUUUUUUCCAUAAAUAGUUUUUUCAAACUUAGUUAUUGAUGAAUGUGUUCUUUAAAAUAUGUUUAUUUACUUUCUGGUUAUUGAUAUUUCUCAUGUUAAUCUGCCACACAGUGAUGCGGGAGACUUUUUUGGGUUGACUACUCUGUCUGUUUUAUCAUACUGUGUAUCAUUUGUAAUUGAAACAGUUGUUUGCGUGCCAGUGAAGGCUCACACAUGCUGAGCCCCUGCAUAGGUAUGUCUUUGAUGAUUUUAUCAUGUGAAUUUUUUUGUCUUUAGUCAGCUUUUUAUGUGCAUUCAAUCAGGAAGAAUGAACAUUUACUUUGUUUUGAUCAACCAACUCAUUGUGUUCAAGUAUGUUGAGCAAUUUUAUUAUCCACUUGCGAGGGAGGGAAGGGUGGUAAUUUUAUUUGAGCUCUUAUUUUGUAUGUAAAGGAUUUUUAUUUGCUAACCCAGCAGGUAUUCCUGAUAGAGCUUUAAACAUUUUAGUAUUAUCUGUUUUUAUUUUGUUUUAUAAGGUGAAGAAACCAGAGAGAGUUUUUCAGAAACACAGAAUAUACACUUUACCAAGAUUGGUAUUAAUAAGUACUUACUCGUAAAAUAUGAUUUAAUAAUUUCACAGUCAGCACCCACAGAAAGUUAUGAAGUCGCUGCAGAUGGACUACUGCAGCAAAUCAAGCAGUGUCGUUCACUUCUUUGUAGGGUGGGGCAUGGUAUUCGUUUCAAGGCAUAAGACAGUUUUAAAUUCAUUUUUACACAUUUUAUAUUAGCUUCACCUGUAUGUUUGUUUGUAUGUUUGCAACCGACUCCUUUGCACUCGAUUUUGACCCACUUUAAACGGACAGUUUUAAUCUAAACUUCGUACACUUAUCGAGGACCAGUGACAAUACACUAAUUUAAUAAGUUUAUCUUAUCCUGUUUAGGAUCGACAGGAUUAAAUAAUUUCCUCACCCAGCCUCUGUGUGAGAGUAAGUGAGACAACCGUGCAGUUGGCGCAUGCGUACCGUCUACCUAUUUUCCAGCUCGAGCACUCGGGGUAUUAGUAUUAUUACAAUAUAUCCUUGACAGUUGGUUUGUUGGCCGAGCGGAUUAAGGCGUGGGUCUUUGAUGACGUCAACCCACGGAUUCACCGGUCGUGGGUUCUAAUACUGUCCACAGCUGAAUUUUUUUUUUUUUUUUUUUUUUAAAGAAACAAAUUUUGGGAUUGGUGCCGUAAAUCCAACCGUAAUUUGUCUGGGACUUCGCCAGUCCUUCUAUUCAAACUAAAAAGUGAAAAAUAAAUAUGGUUUAAAAAAAACUAAUAAACACGCUUUUAAAGCACAUCAAACUAAAAAGUGAAAAAUAAUUUUUAAAAUAAGCUUAAAACAAUAAUGAAUGAAAAAUACUAGUAUUAUUGUGAAAAAAGCGUGGGGCGCUUUGUUCCAUAUUUAUCGUACAUCGAGCGCCCGAUGGUAGAGCAGCCGACAUGUCAUCGGAAGGCUCUGGGUUCGAAUCCCAGUCCAGGCGGCUAUCCGAAUUUUUCUCACAUAUUCUAUACACUCUCAUUGAGAAGGUCCUUUCCUCAUCCUUUCUCAAUCCUUAUCCUCCCCAAAAUUCCUGUUACAUAAAUGUGGAACGCUUCACGUAAUAAUUAAUCCGUAACUCCCGUCCUUUCUGCUUCACAGCAUUAAUUUCGUACAGUAUGUAAGACUGGGCGAUAUCACUUGUUCGUCAAUAACCUUAUACCAUUAAGUCUCACUGUAUAUAUUGAUAACGUUAAAAUCUUUGAAUGACUUCUAAAAUCAAGAUUUGACUAUCAAUACAGCUGUACACAUUAAUAAUUUGGAAAAUAAUUACAGUUACUUAUAGUUAUCACGGAAUUAAUAGUAGAGUAGAACAAAUAACAGUUUAAAAAAAAUUAAAAAACAUGCUUUUAUAAAUAAACCAAACUAAAAUGUAGAAAAUAAAUAAUAGUUUAAAAAACUAAAAAACACGCUUUUAUAGAAAAUCCAACUAGAAAAUAGAAAUUUUUUUUUAAUAAAUUUGAAUUAAAAAUAAUGUAAAAUAAAAAAAAAAGUUAUUUAAAAAAAGCGUUUUAAAAGUAUAAGUAUAAAAAGUAUUUUAAAAAAAAAGCUUUUUAAGAAAUUAUCAAAAUUAUAAUCCUUCUACUCAUAUCUGUCGAUAAAAUAUUUAUAACUAUUGACACCAUGCACCCCAUGCUUUUUUUAAAAUAAAAUACUUUUUUUAUUUUACACUAUUAUUAAUUCAAAUUUAUUAAAAUUAAUUUUCUAUUUUUUUUAGUUGGAUUUUCUAUAAAAGAGUGUUUUUUAAUUUUUUUAAACUAUUAUUUAUUGAGUGUAUUUUUCUAUUUACAGUAUGUACAAUCACUAGUGACAAGAUUAUAUGGUGAAUUGCGAUGAAACCGAAAUAACUACGAAAAGCAUGUCAAUGCACUAUAAACACUUAAAUGGAAGUUAAUACACCAUGAAGCACCGAAAAAAAAAACUAAAAUCUCAAAAUAAUCAGCAUUUUGAAUGAAAACUUAACUUAAGUAACAAAAUCAUAAUCUUCUAAUUUAUAAAUUCAAUGAAUGUAAUUUAUUUAGCAUGAAGUUUGUACCAAAAUAUAUGUACUAAAACAAUGGAAUUUUUUUUUAAAUUUCUUGUUUUUAGAAAAAAACAUAUUUGCAUUACGACAUUGGUACACACAAAUACUUGAAGAUACUCUUAUUACAAAUUAAUUACUGGUAUUAUAUUGUAAAAGUGCGUCACGUACCAGUCAAAAUGACACUGUAUUUGUAAAAAAUGUAUUAUGAAACAUUUGAGGGUCAUAUUUUUUUGAAUAGUAUCCAAUCUUUAUGAAUAAACAGAAUUCAUCCUUACUACUAUUAUAAAUGCGAAAGUAACUGUGUCUGUCUGUCUGUCUGUCGCGCUUUCACGCCAAAACUACUGAACCGAUUUAAAUGAAAUUUGGUACACAGAUAGUCUAGAGCCUGAGAAAGGGCAUAGGCUACUUUUUAAUGCGAAAAAAUGGUUGUAAGGGGUUGAAAGGGGGGGAUGAAAAGUGGUAUGGAAGUAUCGUCAUCAUUAGAGCUAGAAGCUUGAAACAUUUUUUUUAAACUGUUGAUUCAGUAUUAAUAAAUAUGACAUUCAGAGUUUGUACAAGUUUUACCUCAAGGAUGUAAAAUAACAUUAGGGAAUAGGGGAUGAAGGUUUGUAUGGAAAUAUGUAAGGUUUAUGUGAAUGUUUUAUAAGUUUGCGACAAGAGCGAAAAUAUUCGAGCUUUUCUGAGUUUCUCAACUCUUUAGAAUUAUCAAGAGUGUCUUCCCAUAAGUUGAGGCUGAAAGUUGGUGUUCCAGUCCUAUUAAUGAGAAAUAUUGACGCGCCAAGGCUAUGUAAUGGUACACGGCUACAAAUUACACAUCUGGGGCACAACAUUAUAAAAGCUACAAUCAUGACUGGAAUGGUGAAAGGAGAAAAUGUUUUGAUAUCCUGUAUUCCAAUAAUUCCGACUGAUUUGCCAUUUCAAUUUAAAAGAGUGCAGUUUCCCCUGAAAGCAUCAUUUGCAAUAACAAUUAAUAAAGCUCAAGGACAGAUGCUUAAAGUUGCAGGAUUUCAUUUAGAAAAAAAAAAUGUUUUUCACAUGGGCAACUCUAUGUGGCAUGCUCACGUGUAUCAAAUCCGCAAAAUCUUUAUGUUUUGGCAAUAGAUGGGAAAACAAAAAAACGUAGUUUAUAAAAAUGUACUAAAAUAAACUCAUAUUAAUACUUAAUACCUUAUAUACUUAUAUACUUAAAUAAUUUAAUAAGCUCUUUGCAGUGAAACACUGCAAAUAGCUCAUUAAAGUAUUUAUACGUGUGUGUCUUAUUUGUAAAAUAAUUAGCCUAAAUAAUUAAAAAUGCUACCCAAAAACACUAUUCCACGCGGACGAAGUCGCGGGCACAGCUAGUAAAUAAUAAUGAAAUCUCAUGUUUUAACAAUGAAAAUGACCUAAAAAUAGAAACUAAAUUUUUGUCUUUAACAAUGGCACAGAAUAUAAGGAGGACAAUUUUUCAUUAUUGAAAAGGUAAUAUAUCUGCACUAUGAUGUAAGACAUGAGGCGAAAUGAGAAGGGUUGGUGCCCUGACUUGUUGACCAGCAGAUUUAUAAACAAAACAGGGGAUCUCGGUUUAAACUACCGUGCUGUCAUAUUUUGUGGGACUGAAAAGAAGACCAUAUCAGUGCUGCCAAGUAUUAUUUAGUUUUGUUAUCAUUACUGACGUAGACGUCCAGUUAGUAACUACGGAGUUUCAUUCUUUACUACGAAAACAGAGAAACUAAGUGAUAUUCUGUGAUGUCACCUUUUAGUACAAUAAAUCUCGCUCAUGUACCUCUGUAGUAAGAAGGUAAAUCUUUUGUAAGUACUUAUUAUUGUAUCUCUGAAACUGAUUUUAGGUUUUUAAAUGUUAUGUAUAAUUUUUAAAUUAUAUAUUGGAUGGAUUAGCUCAUUACUGAAUGGAGUGAUUGUUAAUUUUGUAGAGUCUAAUUAUUUGGCAUGAACUUUAUAAUUUUUGUUAUAUGCAUGUUUUAUAGUAUGCUUAAAUUUGAUUACUGAUGGGUGUGUCUGGAAGUUGGCAGGACUGUUACAAUAAAGUAAAGCAUGUUGUUACAGAACACCAACACAUGAUGUAGGUUUCAAGUUUAGAUACAAGAGUAGAAAACAGUCUAAAACUAUUCAGCCCGUUAUAAUAAUGUCUGUUUUUAUCAACCUUCUUGCUACAGAAGCAUAAGCACCGCUGGGUGUGCGGACUCCACACUUCAGGGACAAAAGUGCCGCCUCACUGAGGUCUGGGGGAUAUUAAGGUAUAGUGAGAUGAGCGUUACGAUGAUGUGGGCACCUCUGUGUGAAAGAGCAUACAAAGCCGCAUGAAACACUUGCUCGGGAUUGUGAUGUUGCCAGUGUGGGAAACGAGACUUGAACUUACUGUAGUUCCACUGCGCUCUUAGUGUCUUGGCACGCUGUUAGAUGUAUGGUGAAACAAUACUUAACAGUUUUUCGGGCGAUCCUCACACCUUAUUCCCUACUGCUAUCGCCACAUGGCCGCUCCAGUAGCAGACAUGUCAGGGUGUCUACAGGUCAGGAGUAAGGAUAGUGAGAAAAGUCACAAAAAAAAAUAAAGAAAUCAAUGUACCAUGGGUCACGUAAGUUGUUGCCCACCUCUGACUCCCUCCGAGGAUGCGACAGCCGUGGGCUCAGAGAGGAAGCUCUUGCCUCGUACCGGUGGCCGGAGAGGUAGUGGCAUAGGUGGCCUGGGUGUCAACUGGGUGGCAGGUGGCUUAGCUAGCUGCUUCCAGAUAGGCUUCUCUAGUAGGGUCGGGCCUCACGAUGGCCCUGGCAGGGACACAGCUGGUGCACUCGGCCGCGCACUAGGUGGCAGGGCUGCUCUCCUCGGCUAGCCAGGCCGCCGCUUCAUUCCCUCCCUACUGCGUUAGAGUGUACGGCCAGGAUGGGUAGCUGUUGGCAGCCGACGCCUGGCUGACCUGGCUCGUAGUGGUGUGGGGUGCUGUUGGGGCGUUACCGGCUGACACCGCAUGCUCAUAGGGGACUGUUUACCCGGAAGGCCAAUUUUGCAGAAGUACUUGAGCCAUCUAAAACCACUCUGCUGCUGUGUUGGUAGGGAACGUGGCAAGAACGAGGGACCAAGUCAGAGUACCCUGUACUUUUUCUCGGGGUCGGCGAGGAAUAAUAUGCAAACUUUACGACUAAACAGAAUUUAUAAAAAAUAAAAUAAGUAACACUUAAAUGGCCAAAAAAAUAAAAUUGUAAAUUUUUAUCUUUAACAAUGACACAGCGUAUAAGAAGGAAAGCUUUUCAUUAUUGACAAAGCAAAUAAAUAUUCAUCAUGAUUAGGCCUGUGUGAAUAUCAGUUUUCUUUAGAGUGAUUCGAAUACGAAUAUAAAAUUAUUCUCGAAUACGAAUAUUGAAUUUGAAUAGUAAGAAUUAGAAUUUCACUUAAAAUUCUUUUUAUAUAUCAUAUAAUAACAUAUUGAAAGAAAAAGUAAAUGUGUAGCGUAGUGGCUUCUGGAAAAUUAGAUAAAUAAUAGUAAAGUGAAUGUUUGGUUAGGUAAAGUUAGCUACAAUUACUAUAUGUAAGAUUUUGGUGAAAUAUUAAUAUUUUGAAAGAAAAAUAUAAAUAAUUAUUUUUCAUAGUAAUCAUAAUAGGAUCUGCAAAAAUUUUUUUUUAUAAUAAACAGUGCAAAGCAAAUAUGUAAGGCAAUUACAGUAUGUGUGAAGAAACUUCAAGAAAGGUGGGUUUUAAAAAAAAGUGCAGUAAGCAGUUUUAAUCUAUAGUUAAAUAUGAUGUAGGUCUAAAAAAAUUUAAAACUUGUUUGUUUGAAUUUUUCACUAUGUGAUAAUUAGUCCUUAUUUAUAUUAACAAAAAAUAACAUUUAUGGAUUUUAUUUUUUGGCUUGUUUUAACUAAAGUGGAGGAACAGAGUAGCUGCUUAGAAUGUUCCUCUCUUUUUCUGUCCAGCGUAUGUGUGCAUGAUAAAAGAGGUGAAGUCCCCCUCCCUCCACCCCCUUUCAUUGUGAAUUUUUUUUGGACCACCAGGGCUCCUGAGCUGUCACUGCGGUAGGAGUGUGGGUGUCAGUCUUGGGUGCGCCUGUAUCAGUCUGUCAUGCACUUUAUAUUAUUAUCCACCAGAAAAAGUCAUCAUUGUACAUUGUUAGGCUUUAGGAGUCUUUGCUGUGAGUAUGCGACCAGAUGUUUUCCACGAGAUCUAUACAAGUUUUUUUUUUUCUCUUCACCGCCGCCUUCCCCCGUUAUGAAUGAAACUAAUCACAAAGCUGGCAUGCAGUGUUUCUACCCUCUCAUCUGAAAACUGUCAACUUUAACACCCUUGCAGGGUUUUGAUUACUACGGACACGAACACGUGAACACGGACAUGUGUUUAUCCUUAUCAGUAUGCGGUCAGUUCUAAUCUAUUUUUAACGACCUGCCCGACUCUUUUCUCCGUAAUUUUUGUGCUAACGUGGGUGUUGGUAAUUUAGCAAAAAAAUUCCACAUUAAUAACCCUUUCAACAUUACCAAAAUCCUAUACAAAUCUUGUCCCUGCCCAACGAGAAAAUCUUCUGUGAUUCCGAAAUUUUUCCAGACAUUUUAGAUUCCAUACACCCGUAUUUGUAAAUGACUGAAUAUUUUUUUUUUCAAAGUAUUAGUAUUCGAAAUUGAAUCACAUAUGAAUAUUAAACUAUUCAUUUUGAUAUUCGAAAGUUCAAAUAUUCGCACAGGCCUAAAUGAUGUAAGACAUGAGGCAAAAUGAGGGGUGAUAGAUAGUUUUCAGUUUCGGGUGCGUUCGGCUCGUGUGAAAUUUACUUAAAUAAUAUAAUAAAAUUUUAUCGUGAUGUUUUGACAAUGUCUGCAGAAAUCAUAAGACCCUUCGGGCGGAAAACCUAAAAGGUCACAAUACUCAUUAUGUCAUUUUACUUAGGUGCGCGUGGAACUGGCUUGAUUGUGUUUCACCCCUUGGGGUGAUUUUCGUGCAUAUGAUGGCACAGCGAAAAGUAGUGAAGAUGGAGGGGUACAUAGAGGGUGAUAGGGAGAUACAUGGGCUUACAUGAGGGGCUUAUCCUCUAGAAGACCUCAAUAACAAUAUCUGUCAUAGAAGAUAAGUAGCAACUUAUAUAUAAAAUGCAUAAAAAUCUUGUCUCAUAAGGCAGUUAAUACAGUACUAAUUAUUAAUGAGGAAGCCUAUCUGCUGAUAUAAAAACAUAACAGUGUUGCUUAUUUGGGUUCUUGAGGUGAAAUUGGUUGGGAAGAUUUUUGAUUCUAAUGUGGCUGAGAAUGGACAUUGCUAUAAUUACUAACUAGAGGCUAAAUAUUUUGUUAAAUGCUAAAUUUUGUCACUAAUAAAAUUAACAGGGUUGUAUCAGUUUGCAAAGAGUAAGAAUUUUAAUGAACAUUUUUUUUCCAUGGGUCUUAGUUUCGUCAAAAUUUUGCAUCAAUAAAUUUUAAUAGCGCAGUUAAAUAUAAACUUUAUUUUAGUUGCAUGGAUGUGUAUUUACUUGGACAUUUGUGUUUUUACCAUUUUGCAUUCAUCAUCAUAAAUUAAACUUAAGGUAAUGCAACCAAAAGAGUGAAAGGGCUUAAGUUACAUGUGUUAAAUUUUUUUUUGUGAGUCGACCUUACAGAUGAACUUUGUUUGCCAAUACUCAAAGACAAUGUAUUGACAAGAUAUCAAAUUUUUUGGUUCUGGAUUAUGAUUCAGUAAUUAAAUAGUUUUUUUGGCCAGUUUAGUUGUAUUAAUAUAUUUAACGUGUUGUCCUUUUGAUUCACGGACCUGAAGUGCAUCGGCUUACUCAGAGAGUGACGUAGGUAAGAGAGUCUGAUGUCAGGAAGGCAACCGGAGCGUAGUGCAUCGGCAAAGUUGGGAGUGAGGCGAUUUUGUGCGAGACAGUUAGUCCCUACCAGUGGCCUAUUUCAUAAAACUACAAGUCUACAAGUUACUAGUUACAAGUUACAAGGGAAUUUCUUACAAGUGUGAAUCUGAAGUGUUUCACAAAGAAAGUUGCUUGACUUGUAGAAGUUGGUGCACUUGUAACACAUACCUACAAGUUUACGAGUCAGCUGUUUAUUGUUCGUGUUUUGAUUAUGUAACGAAUUUGCAGGUUAUAGUUGCGAAGUGUAUGCUGAUAAAAAUGUAGGGAGACAAAUAUUUGUUGCCUUGCAGAUAACGAUUUAUUUCUUCGUGUAGGGUGAUCCAAUAGAUGACCUAUAUCUUGUACUAGCUCCUCCAGUUUAAUAGCACUCGUGCGGAACCUUUCGUUAUAUUCAAAUACUGUGCCAAGUCCCAUGUUCACUCUCUCUCUAAAAUUGCGUGGUCGCCUCAUAACCUCAAUAUCUAUAUCAUCUUCAUCAUGAUCGGUAAAUAUAAUAAUAUCCAAUGUAUUCUAAGAUGUUAUAAUAUCAUUCUAUACACAAGCAUAGACUUGUUAAUGAUUUACAACUAAUAUAAUUGGACUUGCACAAUAUUCUACCUAUGUAUUGACACUAGUAGCAAUUUCUCACAAGUUACAAAUGCUUGCAAGCUACAAGUUUUUUUAUGAAACAAAAACAUUUAUUUACUUGUAAAAUUAACUUGUAACUUGUAGGAAACAACAUUAUCAAAGUUUUUACAAGUUACUAGCAAAGUUACUUGUAACUUGUAGACUUGUAGUUUUAUGAAAUAGGCCACAGGUCGCAGGUGGAGAGUGUCGCGUGCUCGCCGAGCAGUGAAAUGGCCCGCAGUAUUCUGCGGGAUGUGGUUUGGAAAAAAGCAUGUUCAGUGAUUGAAGCAUGAUAGAUGAUAGAGGUGUCUGAAUUAGCAGCGGGCACACAAAGGUGUGAGGCAAGAGGCCUCCAAGGAAUGCUGUUACUUUACCAGAACCAUAAUGUGAGUAAUGUACUUCAGAAUGUCAUACUUCGGAAUCUUCUGCAGCAAGUAUGUCAUGAAUUGUCGGCAGUGAAUUUGCCAGCCUACUCUCUCUCAGGAUCAUUUUGAAAGAACGCAGCUUGUAACUUAACUUCAGUAAACAGUCUAUUGACAUUAACAAUACGAUGGUAGCUAUUCCUGUGUUGGUUGGCGAUAAGUCAUUUAGCAGUUGACCUGCGGGGAUCAAGUGAUGGUAAUAAGUUUGUGCACUGAGAGAACCUUUAAUUUAUUUGUGUUAAGUAUUAACUGCGACAGAACUGCAUGAUUCUACGACACUCUGCAUGCACGAAGAAUUAUGGAGGCCGCACUUGGCCUUAAUCUCGCAACUCAUGACGGAUGAUGAAUAACAUUACUUGCAUGUUCAAAAUCAAUGACUAUUUUCCUUAACAAAUCCAGUGCUGAUACUUACAUUUUCGUAAGAUUUGAAACAUUUAUUUUUUCGUUGUUGCUUAUGUUUAUGUCAUGGCUAUAGUCUGUAAUAUAUGUGGUGUUUAUUAUAUUAGAGGACUGAAUAUUAUUAGUCAUUGUUUUGCUUUAAUAAAUAACAUGCUUGCUUCAGUUAUGUAUCACGUGCUGUGUGAGGGUAACUUAAAUUAAAAAUAUCGUGGCGGAAGGCCCUCGGAUUCAGUCAAGAUCUGCAAAUUGUCACUCUAAAAUAAAAAUAAUAAAAUAUCUAAAUUAUUUUUUAAAAAAAUUGGAGGAGGGUGGGGUAGCAGUAGAGCUGGUACAGGGAUGUCUAAUCUCCUUGGGACAGGGGGUGUAGGGUGUUGACUGAAAAAAAAAAAGUAUUAUUCAUCCCUCAUCGUUUCAGGUUUAUUUCUGGUAAACUAUGACGAACACAUAAAUAAAUAAAUAAAUAAAUAAAUAAAUAAAUACUCUUUUGAAAUAAAUAAACAAUAAUUUAUCCUCUUCUUAGCAUGAGUAUUAACUUUUAAAAUGAUAUGAUUAAUGUUUACAAACACCUCGACCCAUCCUUAGGCUAAAUUAACCAAAGAAAUUUAACAUUAAUGGAUUCUAACUGCCUGCACUCCUGGAAAGAAACAAAAAGUUAAGCCAUCCUAACAUUAUUAAAAUUACACCCACAUACUUUAUUUUACUCAAGUUGAAAAGUUAAUUAUGAGUUCGCCAUUACUUACACCACCUUCUCCAAACGGCAGCACGCAGCUACUCGCCAGGGAGGCUCCGACAGUCCCCAAACACGUCACGGAGAAGAACCACCUCGGGCUCACUCUGGGUGGCCCAUUUAUUAAUUCCUCCUCACAUUGUCAUCACGUCGAGAACACUCUACACGACAGCAAAAACCCCGGCCGCAAUUUCACAACACAUCCGCCAUGCAGCCAACUGAUGCUAUCCCCUCUCCACCGGCCAUGCCAGACUGGCAUUCCUGCCGCCAGAUUGCUACACAGACACUCGCGUGACAGGCUAGCGUGCCUGCGCAGAGACAGCAACGCAGCGAAAACAACCAGGGCGGCCAACGCUCCCGGAGAUUCCAGGCCAUGAUAUGGAAACCGCCCGUAGCUGGCCAGGCCGCGGAUGGCAAAUCACACCACCGUCCCAGAUAAACAGAGAGCGUUAGCAAUCUACCGCGCCGCGACAAAAGAAAAACAACACCCGAGUGUCGCAAGCAAGCAUCAGGCACAUAAGCGGGCUCACAAAGCACCACUGUGCAAAACCAAGUUCAAUAAACUCUUCACGUAAAAUUUUACAGCGUGACAAUAUAAUGUGUGUUAAAGGGUACAAUAAAUUAUUUCCACAGAGUGAUCUUAGGCCGAACGCAAGUCUUCGUGAGCAGUACUCUGCCUUUUUUGACUCUAGUAUGAGAAGUAAUAUUACUCAAAGUGGGCAGUUUAAAUAUUAAUUUUCCCCAUGAAACACAGUUUCAUUUCAAGUUACUCAAAAUAACUUUGAGAGCCAGUGUAAAUGAAUUAAAUCUUUUGAAAAAUAAAUGAUCAAUUUAUAAAGUAAAAUGCUUAAACAUGUUAAUUUGAAAAUGUUCUUAACAUGUGCUUCUAUUCAUGGUAUAUAUACUUCUUGCACACAUUUGUGUGUAAAUGUUGGCAAUGCUGUCUUUAGUUGCUAUAAAUCUUUGUGCAUAACUAAAACUUCCUAUCAGGCAUCUUAAAGCUGGCUGUGGCAAUCUUCUGCCAAACGAACAACUGUUUCAUUUGCAAUUAGCAUUUUUCUUGUUCAGCAUCCACCAAUUGGGAAGAAGUUAUGUAUGUGAUUUUUUGUAUGAUGACUGUUAUAAAGUAUAAUUUUUUAAAUACAUUUACUAUAUUGACAAGCGUGGUGUUAAGUGAGAGAGACAGAGCGUCUGUUAAGUAUGUAUGACCUAUUAACAUAGUUUUUGCUGUUUCACUUUAAUGCAGUUUUGCGACAGUGUUCGUACUAUCAGCAACACUUUGCAACUUUUAUUAGCAAAGUUUAGAUUUUCAUUGUAAUGGACUUCUUGCAUGUCACUUAAAUUUUUUUAUACUUUAUUACAAUAAUUGUGACUUAUGAAAGGAACAGCAGAAAGUUGACAGUUGAAAGUGACAACGUAUUGUAGUUCCUAAGACACUUUUUACCUGUAACACAAAUGGAAGCAACAUUUAGAGUUAUGUAAAGUAUAUAUGUAAAUGUAUAUUAAAUUUUUUUAAUAUAUUUUUCCUUUUUGUGUUGCUGAGAAUGUGAUCCAUAAUGGGUUGUUAGUAUUACUAUUUAACUGAGUUGCAUGGCUUUAUGUUGGUGGUUUCAAAAAAAAGUACAAGCUAACUUGAUAUUUGUAAACUGUAAGUAUGAAACUAUUUAUAGAGUUUUAGUUGUGAUCAAGUAAUGAUGUUUGUAGCAGCUAAGAUGAUCUUUUAAUAGUGGUGUACCAAUGGUAAUGUUCGAAAUGCUUUUUUUUUUGUUAAGGUAUUGGAAAUUUUGCAGAUGCAAAAUGAUGGAUAUAAUACAUAUAUGUAUGAAAGUGUGUAGGAAUUGAAAAAUUAUGAUUUUGUGACUUUUUAAAUUAUAUGAAUCAUUUUCUAAUUUUUGUUAAUAAUUUUAAUGCUUUGAGUUAUUCUUGAGAUUAUGAUUGCCAUUUUUAGAGGAAUCAAUUUGUAAUUUAUUGCCAUUAACAAGCUCUGGUGCUUGGGGUUUAUGUAAAGGAUAUGUUAUAUGUGACAGGGUAUCUUCAGAUGAAAAUUUAUCCACAACAGUAAAAAAAAGUAAGAAAAAAGAAA